AUGCGUCGGUUACGAUAUCACCUCGAAUUGCCGAUCCUUUUGCUCGCCGGAAGCGUUGCCCUCAUCACAGCUGGACCGUAUGUCGAUAGGAAGUCCAACCGUCCCGGCGGUCCAGAACUCUCCUUCGUCCAUACAUUCGAUACCCGAGAAACAUGUAUGGAUCGAUGUCGACAACAAUGUACACAACAGCAUUCUGAUGAUUUGAUGAUGCCUAGAUGGUUGUGUACGAUGCAGGAUGACCCCGGCACGAUGGUAUUCGAGACCGAGGAACCCGGCUUCUCCUUCUCCACCAACACGCUGCUCAUCUCCAUCCCGGCCGUCAUCUUCAUCUCGCUGUUCUUCCUCUUCGUCUGCGUUUCCUGUUUCCAGAAGUUUUUUCGAGGGUUC
Messenger RNA from Mesorhabditis spiculigera, 387 nucleotides. The record is from the annotation of a GenBank genome assembly. NCBI's taxonomy places the organism in Eukaryota, Metazoa, Nematoda, Chromadorea, Rhabditida, Rhabditidae.